ACCAAUAGCACGGAGGCGGUGAAUUUAAAACCGAGCCGCGGUUUCCUGGUUCACGGCUUCACAUGAAAACAAACCUCUGGUGCGUCAACAAGGAACAAACAGCGACUCACAGCACAGAGAAGAUACAAUGGACAACAUAAUCUUUGCAGAGCGGGAGAACGCAGGUGUCCAUGCGCCCUCACUGAAGAUGCGACAGCGACUUCAGUCUGCUCCAGAAAAACUCCUGAAAUCUUCCAUGAUUACCAAAACCUUCAACACUCCUCUGCCAUCUGGUCGAAAAGCUCUCGGUGCCGUCAACAAGAAAAUAUCAACCCCUGCUGUCAACCCCCAAGAGAAGAAACAGCUGAAGCCUCAGGAAACAAAAGUCAAACAAGCUCCCGAUACCAAAUUGGAGGAAUAUCCAGAAAUUGAGAAGUUCUUCUCUUAUGACCCACUAGAGUUUGAGAAGUUCGGCAUACCUGAAGAUUUUGUUCCCUUCAGCAGCCUCGCUCUGCCUGGACUAGCAUGUUUCCCACAAUCUCAGCAUGUGUGGAAGGAGGACCAGGAAAAGUUUGACCCUCUCCCAAACCUGUCACCUGUGAAGAUGUCAAAACAUUCAGAUGACUGCUCCGCUCUCGACGCCUUUCUUCAAACACUCGAUGAGCUGACCGUUGAACUUCCUCCAGAGUCUGUUACUGACUAAACGUUCAUGAAUGUACUUUGUUGUGACUGUUCUUUUAUCUGAAAUAAAGUGGUUUUAUCUGUC
Messenger RNA from Paralichthys olivaceus (Japanese flounder), 745 nucleotides. RefSeq names its product PTTG1 regulator of sister chromatid separation, securin (gene pttg1). Gene Ontology annotation, cellular component: cytoplasm; nucleus. Gene Ontology annotation, biological process: homologous chromosome segregation; chromosome organization. The record is from RefSeq and is a predicted model, not a curated record. Lineage: Eukaryota; Metazoa; Chordata; Actinopteri; Pleuronectiformes; Paralichthyidae.